Molecule: messenger RNA, 1538 nt
Organism: Diabrotica balteata
Lineage: Eukaryota; Metazoa; Arthropoda; Insecta; Coleoptera; Chrysomelidae
Source: the annotation of a GenBank genome assembly
CUUCUCUUCUUUAUCAUGUGGUUUUCGGUAAUAUUGGCAAUUGUUGUUAUAUCUUGUUAUCUGUUUUCGUUGACUAUAAAACCAAAAAAUUAUCCCCCUGGUCCCACUUGGUAUCCUAUUGUAGGAACUGUGCUAGAAGUAAAAAAGCUCUUAAAAACAUUUAAAUCGCAGCACCUCACCCAGCUAUAUCUGUCUAAAAAAUAUAAAUCUGACGUCAUUGGUCUUCGAAAUGGCAACGAAAAUGUUGUUGUGGUAUUUAACCACGCUGCUAUUAAAGCUAUAUUCAAGAGAGAGGAAUUUCUAGCGCGACCAAAGAACUUCUUUUUCUAUUUACGAAAUAUGGGGAUGAUAAAAGGAAUAACGAUUGUAAGUGGAAGACUUUGGCAUAUACAGAGAAAGUUUGUAACAAACCAUCUUAAAUAUCUAGGUAUGGGUAAAAGUUCUAUGGAAGUGUUUUUAAGAGACGAAGUUACUGAGGUUUUAAAUAUGUUAAAAGAAAAUGAAGGAAAAGAAUUGCGCGUUGAUGAAAUAUUCACUGUAACAGUACUAAAUAUUUUGUGGGCAUUUGUAUCUGGAAUUCGAUUGGACAAACAGAAUGAUCUUCUAAAUAGGUUAUUAAAGAUUCUUGAAAGAAGAACGCGGGCGUUUGACAUUGCAGGAGGAUUGCUAAGUCCUUUUCCAUGGCUUAGGUUUAUAGCUCCUGAAAAAAGUGGAUAUAACUUGGUCCAACACGUAAAUGCACAAAUAAAAGAUCUAAUUUUGGAAACAGUAAACGAACACUACGCAAAUUGGACUCCUGGAAGAAACGACGAUUUAAUUUAUGCUUUUAUAACCGAGAUGAAAAGCAAUAAGGACCCAGACAGCACGUUCACAGAGGACCAGUUGUUAAUGGUGUGCUUGGACAUGUUUUUGGCGGGGUCUCAAAUUACUACUAGCACACUAGAUUAUGUAUUUUUUGCAAUGAUUGUACAUCCAGAAGUUCAGGAAAAAUCCAGAAAAUGUCUUUGGAAGGCGUUUAGCAAAGACGAACAUAUCGAUUAUAGUGAUAGACACAGGGUUCCCUACAUUGAAGCAGUUCUUUGCGAAGUGCAACGGAUGUACCAUGUGAUGCCUGUCACAGGACCGAGAAGAGCUACUACAAAUACCGAUACGACAAUAUUAAUAAAUAUAUAUUCAGUAAACCAUAAUAAGGACUAUUGGAAAGAUCCGGAAGUAUUUCGACCCGAAAGGUUUUUAAAUAGCAAUGGAAACCUUUUCUAUCCAGAGUAUUUCAUGCCUUUUGGUAUAGGUAAAAGGUCAUGUUUAGGGGAAGUUUUAGCGAAGAGUGCACUUUUUACUAUUUUUUCGGAAAUCAUUAGAAACUAUUCAGUACAUAAAUUCCCCGGAACACCAGAAUUGACCAUGGAAUGUAAAACUGGUAUGACAAUAGCUCCAGAAAAUUACACUGUCCAGUUUUUAAGAUGCGACUCAGAUUGAAACCAUUGAUAAAUUACUUUAACGCUAAAUCCAGCACAGUAAUCUUAGUUUUUGAAGCAAGA